This is a messenger RNA of Tympanuchus pallidicinctus (lesser prairie-chicken), 1823 nucleotides long. RefSeq names its product tumor necrosis factor receptor superfamily member 6-like. The record is from RefSeq and is a predicted model, not a curated record. The transcript is spliced from 10 exons. The coding region runs from base 16 to 1359 and encodes 447 amino acids. Gene Ontology annotation, molecular function: transmembrane signaling receptor activity; protein binding. Gene Ontology annotation, cellular component: plasma membrane; cell surface. NCBI's taxonomy places the organism in Eukaryota, Metazoa, Chordata, Aves, Galliformes, Phasianidae. Gene Ontology annotation, biological process: TRAIL-activated apoptotic signaling pathway; positive regulation of apoptotic process; immune response.
CGGGGCGGAGGCUAGAUGGGGCUGGGCCCUAUAAAAAGGAGGCGGAGGUGCCUCGCUUUGAGUUUAGCCGUGAGCGAAGGGCAGCGCGCUGAAGCUGGGCCGGGCGCCACGAUGGGAACGUGGGCGGUGGGACUGCUGCUGGUUACCCUGCUGACAAUGCCCGGAAGCGGCGCAGAGGUCUGCGGAGAGGGAGAGUACUUGUAUGAAGGCAUUUGCUGCAUGCUGUGCCCGGCAGGUACUUAUGUUGCUGAGCACUGCAGUACUCCGCGUUCAAAGGGAAUAUGUGCCUCUUGCACCGAAGGAAGAGAUUACACUGCCCAUGCAAAUGGCUUGGAAGAAUGCUUGCUGUGCAGACAGUGCAAAGACGACCAGAUAACUUCAAGAACCUGUACUGUGACGAGUGACACUGAAUGCCAAUGCAAACAGGGAUACUUCUGCCCUGCUGAAGGCUGUGAAAUAUGUCAGAAAUGCAGUCGAAUGUGUCCAGAAGGGAAAAAAAUUGUACAGAUCUGCAAUGCUACAAUGGACCUAGGAUGUGGCUUACCUGACCAAGGAAAUAAAUAUCUUACUUGGAUGACUGUAAUAAUUUUGGUUGCUGUUUUUUCUGCUGGUUUGCUUGUGUUCUACGGAAUAAGGAAGUGUAAGAGUGGUAAAGCCACUUUCUCUGACAAAGAAGAGAGGGGCCUGGCAUAUGAAGAUAAUACACUUUUAUCAGAAGUGAAGAUAACUGAAAAUAAUGCAUCCCAUCCAGACAGUGAGAACUCUGGUGAGAACUCAGAGGGCCAAGCGUACUAUAGUGUUAAUUUGGAAGUGAAAAACACAUCUCCAGAGGAAAACAAUGCUGUGUCUUAUGAGAGAGGCACCAUCUCACAGAAGAACUUGUGGUACCAAACACAAGAAUGUUGGAAGAGGAUCAAAAACUGGUCAUCAUCUACAAAAAAUAGUUGUAAUCCUACUUUUCAACCAAAUGCCCAGUGUGCAGAAAGGGGUGUUAAGAUGCCAGCAUAUCAUAUGGUACAAAAGCAAAAAUGUCAAAUAAUCGUUAAAGAUCUGACUCAAAAAGAACAGAUGGAUUGCUUUUUUGCUUUUAUUAAUACAGUACCGGUGAAAAAAUGGAGGAAGCUUAUGAGAACUCAUCUGGAGGAAAAUGUUAUUGAUAAAAUUGAGUAUAAGUGGCCUAAUGACACAGAUGAGCAAUUUUAUCAGAUGCUUCUCACCUGGAAAAACAUGCUGGGGGAGAAACAAACUAUUAUUAAGUUACUGGAUGAGCUAAGGGAUAUAGAUACCAGGGCUUACAGUAAAAUAGUCCACACUUUAACAAGUAAUAACAUUAUAAGUAAAAUAGAAGCUACAGCUUAACAUUUCCAAUGAAUUUCAGAAAUGUUCCUGUAUGUAUAUAGGAAGCUUGUAUAAGUGAGGAUGUCGUAAGCUGCAGGUAACAGUGGCUGUGCGGAUGUGAUGCCCUUCUUACCUGCACGCGGGCUGGAAGUCAUUUAACACAGCCUGUGCUGAGUUGUGACAAGACUCCAGCGGCAAUAUUUGCUUUAUUUUAUUUGAUUUGGGCUUUUUUGAGUAGUACACUGUGAAAACUCAGGUGCCAGUGGCAAUUUAGGAGCUCUGAGCUUCUGAGUUUGCCUUUCCUUUGUGAAGCUGUGAGGAAAGAAGCUACCUUUAUUGCGCUCUGUGGAGCCGAGAACACCCGUUGCAGUUUUUGACUGAACUGCCUUAUUUUUGUUUACAAGGUAAUCGCAUUUCAUUUGUGGUGGGAGCACGUGGCAUGCGAAAUGUUCAAAGUACGGCAAUAAAAACUCACUGAAGACAAA